Molecule: messenger RNA, 3456 nt
Organism: Dermacentor albipictus
Lineage: Eukaryota; Metazoa; Arthropoda; Arachnida; Ixodida; Ixodidae
Gene: Nost
Product: Nostrin
Biological process (GO): signal transduction
Cellular component (GO): plasma membrane; cytoplasm
Molecular function (GO): protein binding
Source: RefSeq, a predicted model, not a curated record
GUGAGUCAAAUGAAAGUGAGCCAAUGCGAAUAUAUGACAAACAGCAUACUUUGUUUAAAAGUAGUCUCCAUGACCAUUCAAACAUUUGUCCCACUGGCUAAUUUUAGAAUUUUAGAAAAUUUAGAAUGCUGAAGGGCAUUCUCAAAUUUUCAGUCUACCGAAAACCAGCCCACACGGGCCACUACCUUCACUUCCAAUUCGACCAUCCAGCGAACCACAAGGCGUCUGUUGUAAAUUCUUUAUUCAAAAGGCCUAAACUCAUUCCUCAUCGGAAUCGGAUCAAAAGGAAGAAAAAAGAAUGGUUCUCAACGAACUUAAGAGACAUGGUUACACAGAUGACUUCAUUCGAAAAACAACCCGGCAACAAAAAGGAAGAAACAAACUACGAGACCUUCAGCCGUUGACUUCUCCGCAACCUCAGAAACGAGUGCCCAUCCCAUACGUCAGAGAUACCAGCGAAGCGCACAAACCGAUAAACACUCUCAAUAUCCUCCUCCCUAAACCAAAAGAUUGUCCACCAAAAGAAAAAGCUCAAGGCAUCAUCUACAAAAUCAACUGUGCCGACUGUCUGUCGUUGUACAUCAGGGAAACCAAAAAUCUAAAAGAAAGGAUCAGACAACACGAGAACGACAUCAGAACAUUAAACCGUAUACGCAGCGCUGUCACCGAACACUCUGAAGACGCCGACCACAGAAUUGCUUUCCAGGAAACUCAAAUCAUUCAAACAGAGACAAUCGUGCAAAAAAGACUACUAUUGGAGUCAUGGCACAUUCAGAAUACGGAGGGUAACAUAAACCGCGUGAAGGGCAAUUUACCCUCGGAGUAUAUCCAUGGCCUUGGGGACAAGAUGAAAAGAAAAAAAGGAUGCCCAGCUAGGUGGAUUCCCGUCCGAGUUCACCAACACCAAAACGUCAGCGCUGCCCUGUAACCUCCCCUGCCUUUCCGCAAAGAAGAAGUAACAGAAUUGAAGGUUCAUCAUGCGACAAUUCGCUGCGCCGCAACAAUGUCUUUCUUUCUUUUUGUGGUGCUGGGGCACCAAAUGAAAGAAAAAAGCGAAGGAAAGCACGUUGGCCAGAAUUAAAUGCCUAUUUCGGGCACCUAUAAUGUGGCUACCGAAGGAAUAUCGAAGAAAAAUUGAGACGCUUUGCCCACAGAGAACCAUACACAUACUGCUCGGUAUACUACACCGGCGAGACGACUUUCCCGCCGGGUUGUGCUCAAGCGAGCGCGUUGCAAUAUGUCGAGUCCCCACAGUGAUGGCGGGGCCUACAGGGUUUGAAGAGCUACGUCGCCUUUUGAAGCAGGGCGCUGAUUUUUCUAAGGAAGUGGUCAGCAUAUUGCAGGAGCGGUCCGAGUUGGAAGCUGUGCAUGCUAAGAGUUUAGCAAAGCUCUCUCAGCGCCUUGCCAGGGCAGCCAGGGAUGCCAUUGGCACAAGUGCCACAGCUUGGCAGGAAGUGGCCACACAGUUGGAACGGGAGGCCCAGCUUCACAGGCCAUACUGGUGCAGAGGUCUGUCGCGGGGCCUGUCGGAGGGAGUGUGUGCACCUCUACGAGCCUCCUGCGAGGCCCAGGCAGGACGGCGCAAGGCUCUCGAGGCAGCCGUGGAGCGCCGUGCACGCGCCGUGCGGGAACGUCGUGCCCUUCAGGAUCGGACCAAGCGCCACGCCUACCAUUGUGCCCGGAUCAAUGAGCAGGCCCAAGGGCGGGUACUCGAACCCCGCUCGCAUCGGGGCAUGCGCCUCCUCACUGAUAGAGACCUCCACAAGCUGGAGAGCAAGCGGCGCAAGGCGGAGAAUGCUCUGACCAAGGCCGAGAGCGAAUAUUACGGCGCGUGCAUGUCAGCUGAGCAGGCACGGCAGGAGUGGGAGACGCUGCUGUUCCAGACUGCCGGCUGGCUGCAGGCUCUGGAGCAGGAGCGCCUGGAGGCACUGCACACAGCAUUGUCACGAUAUGCCCAGCACUUAUUGCACAAAGCCCCACAAGCGCUGCAGUGUGCUGAGUGUGUGCAGGCACAGACAGCCCAUGUGGAUGCCAAGCAGGACAUUGAGGAGGCCGUGCGCCUUAGAGCCACUGCACCCAAUGUGCCUGAGCAGUUGCUACCAGAUUUCUAUGCGGAGGAUCUGUCAAGUCCCAUGCAGCCCCAGAGGCGCAAAGAGGCCCUUGAGAGGCUGCUGCAGCUGCUACAAAAAGACCUUGACACAGAGCGGCGGGGAAAACAAGGUGUGGAGUCUUUAGCCCAGGCUUUCAGGGAAUCUCCUCGCUUUGGUGAUGAGGAGGCCCAGCUACGUGUCCAAGAGAAGCUCCAACAGCUGCGGCAAAGCCUGGCAUUUUUGGAGGCAUCGCGCCACAAGGUGCAGUGCUGUCUGGCAGGUCUGGAGGGUCAACCAAGGCCACCACAUCCACUGGCUCCACAUUUAGAGCAGCGCAGGGACCGACAGGGUUUGGCGCAGACUGUGCUUAAGAUUCCGCCCUGCCUACAGCGGCGUUCCUCAAGUGCCGAGGAGUGGGACCGUGGGGCAGCCGAUGGGGGUGCCGAAGUCCCCGUGUCCCUUGAGACUGAGCAGGAAGAAGAAGAGCAGCCAUAUGCUAAUGUGUUGCCCUCACAGUGCCGAGCGUUGUACGACUACCAGGCCACCAUGGAUGAUGAGCUCAGCCUGUGCUCAGGUGACCUGGUGACAGUGCAUAGCCGUGCUGAAGAUGGCUGGUGGCACGGCGAGAAAGAUGGCCACUGGGGCGUCUUUCCCGCCAGCUAUGUCCAGGAGCUUGGUCCAAAGCCCGGAUAGAGAGUCAACGACAUCUUUUGAUGGACCACUGAAACAUUUGGUGCCACAUGGAGCUGUAUCUUUAUUUCCUCUCUUAUUGCAAUGCUGCUCAAGCAGACGUCAUGAAAGGCACUUGUGAGCAGGUGCACUUAUGUCACUGUGGAAUUCACUCUGAAAGAUGCUUGACCCUACAGACAAGCAUUGCAUAAGUGCUGACAAAAACUGUAUGGUUCUAACCCAGUGUGUUCUUCACGAGAACUGAAGAUAUCGGUGUUCCACGAGAGUGUUGAUCCAGGCAAAUAUGUUUGUCUCGAACAGCAUGUCAGCCAGGCUUUACAACCCUGAUGUUUUCCCUCAGUGGCCACUGCACAACCUACAGUGCGAGUUACUCCAUGCUGCUCAUCAGCAGCAGAGCUAGACUUGUAAGCGGCAGAUCCUCUUUCUUGUGUGUCUUCCAGUCAUCCUUUAGUACCAUGACUGAGUUCAAUAACUCACAAGUGACAGAGUGGAAAGAUGGGCCCUGAUGACCACAGACAUGUAAAAUACACUUUUCACCACCAAUGCUGCAGUUGGCCAUUUUUGGGCUAGCUGCAUGUUUGACAAGAUAUAUCUAAGUCCGUUUUUGUGGAAUUUAGAGCUUGUAUCAUAAUGUGGAGAAAUUAAAGACUGUCUCAUGGUGUUGGGGCCAAAGUGG